This is a messenger RNA of Yamadazyma tenuis ATCC 10573, 1082 nucleotides long. NCBI's taxonomy places the organism in Eukaryota, Fungi, Ascomycota, Pichiomycetes, Serinales, Debaryomycetaceae. The record is from RefSeq and is a predicted model, not a curated record.
AUGGAUCAUGAUGAAGACAGCGAAGAAAGCCCAUCGACACCACCGAAAAGGGCCAAGCGUGGCCGCAAGGCCAAAGUCAAGGAAGAGCCCGAGUCACCUCCUUCGUCUGCUGAUGAUAAAGAUGACAAAAGAAACCCUUUGACUGAGGACGAGAAGAGAAAACAUUUCCUUGAACGGAAUCGCCUUGCUGCGUCCAAGUGUCGACAAAGAAAGAAGCAAAUGGUUGCUAAAAUGGAGGAUGAACUAAAAUUCUAUGCGGUUGGAUACCGGGACUUGAGUGGCCAGCUUGCUGCCAUGAGAGACCAUCUCCAUAGAAUCCGGUCCGUUUUCCUCAACCACAAGUCAUGUCCUCUGUUGGUAUCCCAGUUGGGAGGAUACACCGAAAUGAACCAUUUCCUCGACCAGCUCGACUACAUUACGUCAAUAUCAGAGAAGAACCUGGGGAACUUGGUAUCACUUCCCACCACGAUCCCCACCACCCUCGGGUCCACCAGCGAUAACUACGUGGUGCCUCCCGCCCCUACGUCCACCAUUGGCCACAACCUUCCUAUGGCUGAUACUUCUGGUGCCAAUUCAGUCAAUGGCUACGACCCAGUGUCAAAUAACAUUUCUGCUCAUCACAGUAUGACCAACCUUCAAGCAGCAGGCGCCCCAGGCCAAGCAACCACUGCGAGAGGUGGUCCUGACGGUGGUACCAACAUCCACCAGCCCCAGGCCACGGAUAUCCGAACCAUAAAUAGCAUGUCAGACUUGGCCUCCCUCAAUCAGAAUGGGAACAUCCCUAUGAAUGACCCCCACCACCCAGACAAGAACUUCGGGUUGCGUCCCGUCAAUAGUAUGGUGAACCUCCACCCAAUGAAUCAUCAUCAAAAUGGUCUUGUGGAUUUAUCGAAUGAUUUGAACUAGCCGGACUUAGAAGAUUCCGGAUGCCGAUCUCAGACUUGAUGAUAUGUGGGAUGUAGGACCUACAAACGGGAAAAGCUCACCGCUCAACGCCAGUGGUUUUCUUGCGGGCAGUACAACCCUCUACUACUUCUAUUCCACAAAUAUAUCCAUAGAUCAAUGUAUACUACCAUCUCUUA